AUGGCGACAUCGACGCUUCGGAGGCUCUCCUCCCAAAUCCACCGGCUCCCUUCCAUCUCUCCCUUCACCAAAUCCAUCGUCACCCGCUCCUCCACCACCGCCGUGGCCUCCUCAGCGCCACGCACAUCCUCCGCCAGAGUCUCCGACAGGAUCGUCAAGCUCUUCGCGAUCGACCCGGAGGGGCAGAAGCGCGAGAUCGUGGGGCUCAGCGGGCAGACUCUGCUCAAAGCCCUGACCAACCAUGGCCUGAUCGACCCAGCUUCCCACCGCCUCGAGGAGAUCGACGCCUGCUCCGCCGAGUGCGAGGUCAACAUCGCCCAGGAGUGGCUCCAGAAGCUCCCUCCCAGAUCCUACGACGAGGAGUACGUGCUGGAGAGGAACUCCAGGGCUAGGGUUGCCAACGUCCACUCCAGGUUGGGUUGCCAGGUCGUGAUUACCCCUGAACUCCAAGGUAUGGUUGUCGCCGUCCCUGAACCUAAGCCCUGGGACACUCCGUAA
Molecule: messenger RNA, 498 nt
Organism: Linum tenue
Lineage: Eukaryota; Viridiplantae; Streptophyta; Magnoliopsida; Malpighiales; Linaceae
Source: the annotation of a GenBank genome assembly